ACCAGGGCAAAACCUUUGGUCCUGAUGGGUCCCUUGUCAUUGACUUCUAUAGAUUCUGGGAUGUCCUUGCUCUAGACUUUCUAGCCUUCUUUAACCUGUUUUAACACAGUGGUAGAAUCCAUAAAUGCAUGAAUUCCACCUUCGUGGCCAAGGGGCAAAACACCUUUAAGACGUCCUCCCACUUAGUCUCCUCAAUAGAUUCUACAAAGUCCUCGCUGAGGUCCUAGCCUCGAGACUGGAAGAGGUACUCAACCUGGUUGUUUCCCCGACACAUAAAGCCUUUGUUGAAAAUAGACAAAUUCUAUGCAGGGCUUUGCUGGCCUGUGAACUUAUUCGCUACGCACAUGGCUCUUCACUUGGUGGUCAAACUUGUAUGGGAAAGGCCUACCAUUAUGCGGACUGAUUCUGCUUGACAACGUCCUAUCUAGAAUGGCGUUCAGUGAGUGAUGGAGAUCCUCUAUUAGGGGGUGCAUCUCCUCAUAUUUCUUUUCCAUCCUUGUAAACGGAUCCUUAGAGGUUUCUUCCCUACCUCCAGAAGCCUGAGAUAGGGAGAACAUCUCUACCCUUUCAUCUUUGCUAUAGUGGCUGAGGUCUUCAGCCAAUCAAUCUCUUGGCUUGACAGGCUUAAGGGCUUCUGCUCCUCCCGAAGGGCCCAAAAUUCACAUGCUGAUGAUAUGUUCAUCUUCUAUGAUGACCUUGUUGAGCAGUUGGACUUCCAUCGGCUAUUGCUCUGAUGUUUUGAGAUGUCAAUUGGCAUGAAGGUUAAUAUGGUAAAGAUGAAAAUCAUGGGAGGUGGAGUGGAAUAGCUGCCUAAGUUACCUAGCUCGUAGACUAGGUAGCGGGAGCAUGCUUCUCCCAUCCUGAUAUCUGGGUUUGCUUCGUUGCCUAGGUAAACCAUGCGAGCACCUUUGGGACCAUAUCUUAGAAAAAUUUCAGCGCAAGAUUGGUUGCUUGGAGGGGUAGGAAUUUGUCAUUGGGAGGCAGCAUAACUCUCAUCGAAGCCUUGUGCUCUGACAUAUAUCUUCCAAAUUUCUUUCUUCUCCACACUUGCAUCCAUCAUAGCCAAACUGAAGAGCCUCAUGAUGCCUUCAUCCCUUGCAGCCAAAUUGGAGACCUCAUGGAGUUUAUGGUUGAGGUCGAAUGGAGACCACAAAGUACACCUCAUUACUUGAAAGAAAGUGCACUCCCCCAAAAAGGAGCACAGAUUGGAUAUCAAGAAAUUACAUGACUGCAACAUUGCCCACUUGGGCCCUGGUGGUAGCGUUUGGUAAUGGCAGAGAACCGUCUAUGGUAAACGGUGCUAUUGGAGAACUACGAAAUGGAUGACUUAGGCUGGUUUCCCAAAGGCAUCCCAAUGCUUGUGCCACCGCGACUUGGAAAAGCAUUGGACAAAGGCACUAUAAGUUCAAGGGACAAAGUAAACAAAGAUGAAAGAGUCCAGUUUUGGAAAGAUCUGUGGCUUUGGGAUUCAGUCCUGGAAAACUGUUUGCCAAAUCCAAUGAGGCUAGCGAAAAUCCCUAAAUCAUUGUCGCCCUCUUGGUGGAAAUAAAGGCGGGGGGAGGGGUUGGGUGGCCAAUGUGUGGAACCCCACUUUUCAUAGUCCACUGUUCGACUAUGAAUCCCAAGAUCUGACUACAUUGUUCCACCUGCUGCAAUCUUUCUUCGUGGAGGGAAGGGGCACAAUCUUUUGGACCCCACCUUCCGUAGUAAAUUUACUAUCUCGUUCUAUAAAGGCCUUAACCCAACCCUGGCCCUCCUGUUCAUUACUAAUACAGUCUGAAAUGUCCCAAUCCCUUGCAAAAUACGAGCUUUGGAUAGUUUUAUGCAAUCGUGCUCUCACCACAAACCAGCUCCAAAGAAGGGGUUUCCAACUUUCCAACUGUUGCAUCAUGUGUAAAGAGGAGGAAACCAUUGAACACCUAUUUCUACGUUGUGAGGUUGCUGCGCAGUUGUGGACUAGCCUGCUACGACACUUAUGACUGGGUCUGGAUUAUGCCACUCUCUGCUUGACUGCUCUUCCAAGCCUUCUUCCCCACCUUACCCUGCGGCAGACCUUUUCCUUCAUGUGCUUUGGCUCUUCACUUCAUGGACCAUUUUUUGAAGGAAAAGAAAUAACCAAAAUUUUUAAGGGAAGUCAUUCACUGUUCAAGCCAUCCAGGAUAGAAUACGAGCAUCCACUUUUUUUUAGACCAAAAGCUACAAAUAUCUACACACCUUCUCUCCCAUGGACUUUGUAGUAAAUUGGAGGGACAUUCUUCCUUCUGGGCCUUGGCUAUCACUAGAUCAAGCAUUUGGAGCCCCUCAUUGCAUGGCUCUUCGAAGGUCAAUGGUUGUUGUUCUCUUCUAGACCUUGCCCUGCAGGUUACGGGCCAUCCUAAGAGAUUGCCAGGGAAAUCAUAUCCUCCGCUCUGGCUAUAUUGGUAUUGUUGACUCAACAAUGGCCAAGACAAUCUCCCUACUUGAAGGACUCAAAAGGAGCCUUUGAUUGGGAGACUCUGGUAGUGACGUGAUAGUUGAGGGUGAGUCCAGCAAUAUCAUCCUAUUGGCUUUUAAGGGUGAUCCCUACAUGAACGAUAUGCCUCCUUAUGAUAAAUUUUGUAUUUUCUUGAUUCUCUAUUUCCAAGUAAAAGGAUAGGCAUAAUAGAGUAGCUUCUUAAUUGUGUUUGAAUUUUAGUGCAUAUUGUCUUGUAUUUCUAAAAAUAAUUUACACCAAAUUAUACAAAUCUAAAUGUUGUCCGAAAUUUGUAUUUAUCUCUGUAACAUGUAAAACUUCUUCUUUCAUAAAUCGAUUUACUUCCAUAAUAUCCAUGAAUCCCAGAUUGGGAUGGAUGCAUAAUUUGUAUAGUUUUUUUUUAUUUUCUAACCGCAAUUGAGGCAGGCUUUCUCCCUCAAGUUUUCAUCCUAUCCCUUUUUCUCAUAUUUACUGUUGAUUUCAUCUCUUUUUCUAAUACUGCCAUCCAUCUCUUUCACAAUUUUAAUGAGUAGGAAUUGUGUUAAUCUAACUAUAAAAAAAUAUCAAUUGAAAGUUUAGUUAUUGAUAUUUCAUAAAUCAUUAGAAGAAUUGCACAAACACGGACCUUAUUGCAUGUGUAUCCAUGUAAAUAUAUGAUUGUGUUUUUGUAUGUGAGUAUUAAGCAAAUGCUGUCAAUACAUGGAUGUGCUCACACAAGUGCAAGUAUGUAUGUCAGUAGUUAAUGGCUUGCCCCUUUUCGCCAUGGAGCUCAAGUUUAUAUUCUAUGGUUUUGUAGACUACUUAGUUUAUAUAUAUAUAGAUGUAUUAAUGUGUGCAUAACUGUGUAUGCGAUGGUAAAUGGUAUUGGAGCCUUUUUGUUAUCACAGUUUAAGUCUUACGUAUGCAUAUUUAUUUGCUCAUAUAUUUUGCAGGGAUUUAUGUCGAUAUUGCCCCUAUGAAUUUAAAUAAGGAGGCAUAUCGUUCAUGUUUAUAUGAUUCUUUUUUUUGAGAGUAUCCUUCAUGUUUAUAUGAUUGUACACAAUUUAUCAUAAUUAUUUAUUGAUUGGCAUGUGUUUGUACUUGAUGGGUGUUUCUUUUAUUUUUUCCCUCUCUUCAUUAGCGGCUUAACCAAUUGGAAUAACACCUCCACAAAGUCGCUGAUUGAAUUUAACCUGUGUUUCAUGAACUGAUGAUGGGCUUUUUUAGUUUUCUUUUCAGUUACAGAUUUUCUUUGUUACUCACUUUUUGGAUAUUCAAUCGGCGAAGCUUGUAGAGCUUUGCAGUGGGUGGUCUGCCAAGUGGUCUUGUCCAGUUUCACUUGUCAUUUGAUGGCCCACAAAGGCAAAGGAAGUGGUGCGGUUUUGAAUUGGAAUGGAGAUAGCAAUGGAAACAAGCAGCAACAGCUCCUGGAUCGGAGCAAGGUAAGAAUUUUAUUGUGUGACAAUGAUUCUAGCAGUUCCCAGGAAGUUCUGCGACUGCUGUGCAAGUGCUCUUAUCAAGUAACCUCAGUGAGGAGUGCAAGACAGGUCAUCGAUGCCCUUAAUGUGCAAGGACCCGACAUCGAUAUUAUACUUGCAGAGGUUGAUCUUCCCAUAUCCAAAGGCUUGAAACUGCUCAAAUACAUUACAAGGCAGGAGAACUUGAGACACAUACCCAUUGUCGUGAUGUCUGCCCAGGAUGAUGUGUCUGUUGUGGUCAAGUGCCUGAGAUAUGGAGCUGCGGAUUAUCUCGUGAAGCCAUUACGCACCAACGAGCUUCUUAACUUGUGGAUUCACAUGUGGAGGACACGGCGCAUGCUUGGGAUGGAGAAGAAGAACAUUUUGAACCAUGAUUUUGAGUUGAUGAUGUCAGACCCUAGUAGUGCAAAUACAAACAGCACUACUCUUUUCUCAGAUGAGACAGAUGAUAAGAAAUCAAGAAGAAGUACAGUUCCCGAAUCAAGUGUAUCAAAUCAUCCAGAUAGUUGUGACGUAAAUAUGAACUUCUUGCGAGAUUCGUCCCAUGCAAUGGCCGAUGUGGAGCUUUCACAUAAACAUUUAUCAGAUCAUCGAGUAGAGGAUCUGCCACUGAACUAUUAUGCAGGAAAAGUCUCAUCAAUCCCAAAGAAAAGUGAAUUGAAGGUGGGGAAGUCAUCGGCCUUCUUCACAUAUGUCAAAUCAAGUACAAUAAUGAACAAAUUUUCCGGGGUUAGAUCUUUGGGGGAGAACUCUCACAAGGGUUCAGAGGAACACCCAAGAGAGCAACCUGUAAUUGGUAGCUUAAUUACUGUAGGCCGAGAUGCUGAUGGAUCUCCAAGUAGAGAUACAAGGAGAAAGUCUUAUGGGAAAGAUGUUCCAUCAGGUGACAAGGACUUUGAUGUGAACAUUGUCCAAUAUUCUUGUGGCAUGUCAGUGCCAUCCAAGUGUACGCAAGAAAUGAAACUAAAUAAUGAGCAGAUUCAUGACAUCAAACUGUGUUCAGGCAACUCUGGUCAGGUUGGCAUUUCGGGUUCCUCCCAUUCUACACCUCCACUUUGCAUGUCGGGAACUGUCAACCAUAUUGUACUGCCAUCUGCACAGCUGUUUCAAGGAGGUGUGCAUGAUGUACGACAACAUUGUUCUUCAGGUGUCCUUCCUCCUUACAAUACUUAUCCUCACUGCCGUAGCAUGACUAUGAUGUCAACAUGUUCAUUUUAUCCUAUUGGGGUCCAUUUACAACCUGUUCAAAUGCCAUGGCCUGCACUGACAAACAAUGUAACCUCAGAAGUGAAGUCUGUUCGAGUGGAUAAAAGAGAAGCAGCAUUGAUUAAGUUCCGGCAGAAAAGGAAAGAUCGGUGUUUUGACAAAAAAGUAAGAUAUGUCAACAGAAAACGCCUUGCAGAAAGGAGGCCUCGAAUUCGAGGUCAAUUCGUAAGGCAAGUUAAUGGUAUGGAAGUUGACACUGAUAGACGGCCUGGUGCUGUCAAUGAUUCUGAUGAGGAAGAUGGGGAUGAGGAUGAGGAUGGACCCAUUUCCAGUGAACUUGGGGUGGAUUCUUCUCCUGAAUAUGAUGCUUCAGAAUUUUGAUAUGGCUUUAAUGAACUUAACAUGCUAUUGAUGGAGAUUUUGGACCCCUGGUUUCCUCAUAAGGUUUACAAUAUCCUUUGUGAAUCUGAUCAUCUCCCUGCAUUACAGAGAUGAUGCUCUUAGUUUUCGAGCUGUUGAUUUUGGUGAUUCCUGGAUAAUUUGAAGGAACCUCACCUUGUCAAGUAUUAGGGUGCAUGGACUUGGGAAUAGGCAUGAAUUGGUCAGGGUGGCGGAGCCAUGAUGUGAUGUCGCGGGUUCCAUUCCAACCUACUGUAUAUUCCGUCAACAAAUCAGAGAGAGAGAGAGAGAGAGAGGGAGAGAAUUUGCGUUCCCAUGAUUUGGAAUGUAGUCUGGAUUCCCUUCUUGGGAAAUACCUUGGGCUUACCUCUCGUGUCUGCAGAAUUGGCAAAGGCCUGUCCUAAUCUUUGGUCAAGAAUUCUGGGAGGAGACUGAUCAUGUGGAAAACCAAAUUUUGAUCAUCAAGUCAAAGGUUCAUGCUGAUCAAGGCGCUCCAUUCAAAGGCUUCUAUAUUUAACGAGACUGAAGAAGGUAAUAUUACAUCGAAUUCUUCGGCAAGUUAAUGAUGAUUGCCAAGGAUUCCAUCUGGUUGGAUGUCCAUCCUGGACAAGAUUUGUGGCUAGCACCAUGGCAAACUUGAGGAUGAGGUGGGUUGUUCACCAUCUAGAAAGUUGGAGAGUCGGUGAAAGUCCCAGAGGGUUGGAGGGGUUUAGGGUUUAGGAGGACUCACAAUCCCUUGUUCUCAUUAUUAAGGUUGGGCUAUCUGUGUUUUGAUGGCCUUUGGUGGCAUAAGAGCGACUGGAGGAACAAUAGAACCUCCAAACUUAUUUUCAAUGGAACCUCUAAACUUAUUUUCAAAA
Messenger RNA from Amborella trichopoda, 6374 nucleotides. The record is from RefSeq and is a predicted model, not a curated record. NCBI's taxonomy places the organism in Eukaryota, Viridiplantae, Streptophyta, Magnoliopsida, Amborellales, Amborellaceae.